ACAUCGGCAGCCCAGCAAUCGUAGCUGGCACAUCAUUCCAGCGGAUAUGUGGAGCACCAGCAAAACCCCUCGCUGGCUUGUUGCCGGAGAACCAGGAUCUUUCUGUUUCUACGAAUCGCUCGCUGGAUUCCGGCUGUAAGGAGCAACAAGUGCAUAAGCGCGUGGGAGAAAAGAUAAUGUCAUUAGACGCUUAGGUAUCCGAGGAGGGAAAAGUUAUUGAAGGGAACCUCAGAGUGCUGCCGACGCAGAAAGGAAACAGAUUACCAGGCACCUUUACCUGUGCUUUUUGUCUUCCCAACAACUUGUGUACGGUUUUCAAUCCAUGCUGCAUCUUUAAAGAAUGGCCGCAAAGCUGGUAUUAGUCCUGCAGUUGACCGUGUGCUUGAGUUAUCACUUCGGGAUUGUCGCAACCGAGGAGCCCCCCCGAGGCACCCAGGACAGCGGUUCCGCGGCUGGGCAUGCCCCUGACGUACCGGCGUCGGACAGCUUUACCCGAGACACGCUGACGAGCCGUAUGUUCAAACUGUACGACAAAUACAGCCGAGAACUUAAUCGUCCGAGAGACGGAAAUACUGUGCGAAGUUUCAGGGCGAUUCCAGACGGUGGGAAAGAGAAAGAUUUGUUCCAGUUUAACGUGACCUUCGUCCAAGACUCAGAGGUGAUACUCUCUGCUGCUUUCCACUUCUUCUUCGACCAUCGUCCCUGGCAGAGGUCCUGGCACUGUAAGCGCUCCCAGAGCCCGGCCUGCCAUGUCCCGGUCCUCCAGCAGAUGGCGCCAGUCCGAGUCCUUUUCUGGAGCCAAUCCCGGGAUGGUGCUGACGGCAUGCUUCUGGGAAAUGUCACCUUCAUGCCGCCCAGGAGGGGAGCGUGGCUUACAAGGGACAUAUCGGACAUUGUCAAGCAGGCCCAGGCCACAGGGGAGCCAUUAAUCAUGGCGGAGUUCGAUUUCAGUAGGAAGUAUCUGAGGCGUACUGAGCGGCUGUCCUCAAUGGCCCUUCCCUACUUGUUAGUCUUUGCUGAAGACCUAUCCAUUUCAGAGCCCAACAGCGUGGCCUCCAGCUUGCAGCGCUAUGGCCCGUUCCCAGGCGCUGAGGAGCCGGCUCGUUCCCCCAAUGCCUACCCCAAAUCACGAAUCAGGAGGGAUGCACAGUCCUCGAACCCCAUCCGCAACAACGAGCUCCCUGAAGUGGAGCACGGCGCCUGGAAGAAUCACAAGAUGUGGGAGAGCUCCUACCUGGCUCCGAAGCCCAAGGUCCCACAGAAGGAGCACAGGAGAAGGGAUCCUGAAGGCGGCCUGGACCCGGGGGCACCCCAGGUGCUCAGCUUCGAUGAGGAGACCAUGCGGAAGGCCCGGCGGCGGCAGUGGAGCGAGCCGCGUGUCUGCACCAGGCGCUACCUAAGGGUUGACUUCGCCGACAUUGGCUGGAGCGAAUGGAUUCUUGCCCCCAAGGCCUUCGAUGCCUACUACUGCGCUGGGGCCUGCGGAUUCCCCAUGCCCAAGGUUGUUCGUCCUUCCAACCACGCCACCAUCCAGAGCAUCGUGAGGGCGGUGGGGAUCACCCCGGGGGUGCCCGAGCCCUGCUGCGUCCCUGAGCGGAUGGGCGCCCUGAGUGUCCUGUUCCUGGACGAGAGCAGGAACAUGGUCCUGAAAGUGUACCCCAGCAUGUCUGUGGAGACCUGCAGCUGCCGAUAGGUGGGGGCUCCGGGACAGGGCAUGGCAGGAUGGCAGGCUCAUGGACCGCUCGCCACAGCACGGGGGGGUGGGGGUAUGAGAGGGACAGAGUGUGUUGGCACUGGCAGCACCAGGGGUGGCGCCCUGAACAUUAGCCAGUGCAUCCUGGGGCGUGACUAUUCUCACAUGCUCAGAUCGCCGUUACCGUCUCUAAAAUCUAACUGCAAAACUUUCCCUGCCACAUGUGAUUGCAGUGCUGCAGUGGCUCUCUGUGCUCCCACGUCAGCAUAAUGUACACACACAUCUUGUGUUGUUUGCAUGCUCUCACUUGGUACACAGACAUUGAUUUCCUAUACACUGUUUUACACAGUCAUUCACAUUUUAUCCUUCCUUUUAUAUAGUUACAUAGUGCAUAUUGUGCCCAGUCACACUAUAUGUGGUGCUGCAGAUAGUCACUGACUUCCUGUCUUGUGUUAUACAGUCACUCACUUCCUGUGCCGUGUUGUACUCAGUCACUCACUUCCUCUUUUGUUAUACAGUCAUUCACUUCCUGUCUUGUGUUAUACAGUCACUCACUUCCUGUCUUGAGUUAUGCAGUCAAUCACUUCCUGUGCCAUGUUGUACACAGUCACUCACUUCCUGCCUUGUGUUAUACAAUCAAUAGGUGAAUCUGAAAACCAAGAACGCAAACACCCUACUUGUGGUCUUGGGAAGACCGGUCUUGUGAACUUUCCUUCCAAAACUGACGCAAACUGACAUUCACCCAAUCACUUCCUGUGCCAUGUUCUAUACAGUCACUCACUUCCUGUUUCAAUGACGUCCUCGCAGCAUGGACAUGUCAGUGGACAAUAUUUAACUGACUCCACAUGUACAAAAUCUCAACGUAUAAUCAGUAUUUUGGUUAUUUUUGUACCUAUCACCCAUUCAUGUACAGUACUUAAUAAUUUUCAGGAUCGUUUUUAUUCAUCCCUUAGCUGUUUCACUCUAUUCACGUAACUGAGAAAAAAAAAGAAAUUUCAGUGUUGAUGGUUGAUGUAAACGCAGCCACUAUGCAUAGAUGACGUUAGCUGUAUUUAGGUAGCAAACUAAACGUAAGAAUAAAUAUUAACAGGCUAACGAUAUUUAAACAGAAAGAGAUCACAUUAUAAUGUCAUUAUACAAACUUACUACCCUGCAUAAAAAGAAAAAGUAUAUAUGUAUGUUUUAUCUUUUA
Brienomyrus brachyistius is the source of this 2885-nucleotide messenger RNA. It is a transcript of the gene ifngr1l, whose product is annotated as growth differentiation factor 10b. Bases 341 to 1693 code for a protein of 450 amino acids. Lineage: Eukaryota; Metazoa; Chordata; Actinopteri; Osteoglossiformes; Mormyridae. Gene Ontology annotation, molecular function: growth factor activity; cytokine activity. Gene Ontology annotation, biological process: BMP signaling pathway; SMAD protein signal transduction. Gene Ontology annotation, cellular component: extracellular region. The transcript has 3 exons. The record is from RefSeq and is a predicted model, not a curated record.